This is a messenger RNA of Prosopis cineraria, 1074 nucleotides long. RefSeq names its product nudix hydrolase 18, mitochondrial-like. The record is from RefSeq and is a predicted model, not a curated record. Gene Ontology annotation, molecular function: pyrophosphatase activity. The transcript has 5 exons. Gene Ontology annotation, cellular component: cytoplasm; nucleus. Bases 122 to 715 code for a protein of 197 amino acids. NCBI's taxonomy places the organism in Eukaryota, Viridiplantae, Streptophyta, Magnoliopsida, Fabales, Fabaceae.
UGUUUUUCUCAUUCACCACUGCCUUCCCAUUCCGCUCUUCCCUAUUUUGGCCUUCCUUCCUUCUCCACCGCAUACCACCAUCGUUUCACUCUGCGUGUUUGAUUCCCCAAAGUUCGCCUUCAUGGGUCUCGCUCUUUCCCGGGAUUUGGUUUCUAGAUUCUUGCUUCCCUUCCUUUCCUCUAGGAAACUUUCUGUUGAUCUCUUCCCCAGGCAGUUAGAAAACAUGAUGUGCUUGGUCUCCCGUACCGGCAGGCAUUUGCAGCGUUACGACAAAGGCUGUCGCCAAGUCGUCGGAUGCAUUCCAUACAGAUACAGGGAAGCAAAUGUUGAGGGAACCCGUAAACAGGAAAUCGAGGUUCUCGUGAUUAGUGCUCAAAACGGCCAUGGAAUGCAGUUCCCAAAGGGAGGUUGGGAGAUUGACGAAUCCAUGGAACAAGCUGCCUUAAGGGAGACUUUAGAGGAAGCAGGGGUUGUUGGCAAGGUCGAAAGUAAAUUGGGUAAAUGGAAUUAUAAAAGCAAACGCCAAGCUACUGUACAUGAAGGAUAUAUGUUCCCUUUGCUUGUCAAGCAGCAGCUUGAGGAUUGGCCAGAGAAGAACAUCCGAAAGCGAAGAUGGAUGUCUGUGGCUGAAGCAAAAGAAGUUUGCCCACAUGCUUGGAUGAAGGAAGCUUUAGAUAUGUUGGUCACUAGACAAUCUCAAGUCAAGAAGAAAUAGAGUGGAAUGUCGAGUUAGAUGUACAUUGUGGGCAUUCUCUCAUGUUUAUGUAGUGUCCAAGCGACACAAGCACGGGGAUAUGACAUAUCAGCACAGAAAAUUUCAAAGUCAGGAAGAGGAAUAAUAGUUGCUGGAGUUCAUGGUUACUUCCUGGUCUUCAAUUUCCUAUGGGUGCUACUGAAAUUGCAGCCAUGGAAUGCAAGUUUGUGGGGUGAAGUUGAAGAGAUCUUGCAACGGAAAUCAGCUGUAGAUAUACAAAUUCAAUUCAUUCUUUCUUUCGUUCUUUGUAUUCUUUCAAUCUGAUUCUUUAUGUACAAUAAUAUCUGGUAUCAAUGAUAAUUCUAUGGCCACUUUGUCUA